This is a messenger RNA of Aspergillus piperis CBS 112811, 445 nucleotides long. RefSeq lists its product as uncharacterized. The record is from RefSeq and is a predicted model, not a curated record. The transcript has a single exon. The coding region runs from base 79 to 345 and encodes 88 amino acids. Lineage: Eukaryota; Fungi; Ascomycota; Eurotiomycetes; Eurotiales; Aspergillaceae.
UAUUAGUUGACUAAUUACCUCUUUCCAUGAUUCAAUCCUUGCUCUCAUUCCAUCUUCUAGUCCAAAUUCCGCAGGUUUAUGCCCGCAUUUCUCUCCUAUCUUACCAGCCCCCACCCCCACCUUCCACGCAAAUUACUACACAGUAAACCUGUGUGCCUUCUUUCAUCUCUCUUCCGAUUGGUACUUGGUAACUGGUGUUGUUCAUUUCCAAAUGACGUUGCUUGCAAAAAGUGCCUUGCUUUCUAUAGGCUCACAAGCUUCAAGUUUUUUUUCCUAGAGACGGAAAAGAAGUACCUGAUUUUCACGGAGACGAACUACUUUAGUAAAGUAGUUGAUCAGGUGUGAUCACUACUCUUUUUUGUUUUUUCUGUUCAUAUGCAUAUUUUAUACCUUUAUUGCUCGAAUAUGGUAGUCUGAGAGUUGUGUCUAUAAGUUGGUGUCUUCG